GCAGAGCGUGACAUCAGGACACAUAGUAACAGAAGGUUAAGGAAAGGGGAUUAAGUCUUUUCCCAUACACCCACCUGUGUACUUCCGCAGUGGUGCAAUUUUUUUGUAUCUACACUGCUGUCAUCUUGAGAGUGCACUACUGAAAUGAAAUAUUGAAGACAGAGUGUUAGAAUAAGGGGGGCAGAGCCAUCACGGGAUGCACUGGCGCUCAGUGUGGUCCUGGAGAGAGUGAGGAAGAGCUGAGUAAACAUGAGCCAUGGGCAAACGCUCAGUGGAGGAAACACGACCACAAAUGGCAGCAGAGGAGAUAGAACAACGCUAGAAGAUGCUCCGAAGCCCUCCACGCCAACCAGAAAGCCACAACCUCCUAAGUCAGAGAAUGCAGUCACCAUUGCAGUAUCUUCUCGAGUACUCUUCAACAUGGAGAAGGAGCAGAGGAUCUUUGAGGAGCAGGGCAUGGAGGAGUACAUCAAGUAUCAAGUGGAUCAUGAAACAGAGCCCUUCAGCCCAGGUCCUGCCUUCUCCUUUGUCAAGGCUCUGGAGGCAGUGAAUGCUCAGCUGAGAGAACUGUACCCGUCCAGUGAAGAGCUCUUUGAUGUGGUGCUUAUAACAAAUAACCAUGCAUACGUGGGCCUUCGUCUCAUCAACACCAUCAACCACCACGAGUUACUGAUCGAGCGUUUCUGUAUGACUGGAGGGAAAAGCCCAAUAGGAUAUUUAAAGGCCUACCACACAAACCUGUACCUAUCUGCGGAUUCAAGCAAGGUGCGGGAAGCCCUGGAAGAAGGUAUAGCUGCGGCUACAAUGUUCACCCCAGACAAGAUCACUGAAGUGUCCGACGUACAGCUGCGUGUAGCCUUCGAUGGCGACGCGGUCCUGUUUUCAGAUGAGUCGGAGCGCAUUUACAAAGCCCAUGGUCUGGACAAGUUCUUCGAGCAUGAGAAGGAGCAUGAGAACAGGCCCCUGGACCAUGGGCCCCUCAAAGGCUUCCUGGAAGCACUGGGAAAGCUGCAGAAGAAGUUUUACGACAAAGGCCAGAGAAUGGACUGUCCCAUCCGCACAUACCUGGUGACGGCCCGGAGCGCGGCCAGCUCCGGGGCUCGCGCGCUCAAAACCCUGCGCUCGUGGGGCCUGGAGAUAGACGAGGCGCUCUUUCUGGCGGGGGCUCCCAAGGGCCCCAUGCUGGAGAAGAUCCGGCCACAUCUUUUCUUUGACGACCAGAUGUUUCAUAUAGAGGGCGCUGCUGAGCUGGGGACUGUGGCCUGUCACGUGCCCUAUGGGAUCGCACAGAAAGUAGCCCACAAGGGAGCAAAAACAUCGGCUCCUAACUGAUAGGCUAGUGCGUAAAAGACUUUUUUUUUUU
Molecule: messenger RNA, 1363 nt
Organism: Periophthalmus magnuspinnatus
Lineage: Eukaryota; Metazoa; Chordata; Actinopteri; Gobiiformes; Gobiidae
Product: cytosolic 5'-nucleotidase 1A-like
Exons: 6
Coding region: 250-1332 (360 amino acids)
Biological process (GO): nucleotide metabolic process; adenosine metabolic process
Cellular component (GO): cytosol; cytoplasm
Molecular function (GO): nucleotide binding; magnesium ion binding; 5'-nucleotidase activity
Source: RefSeq, a predicted model, not a curated record